Camellia sinensis is the source of this 2243-nucleotide messenger RNA. NCBI's taxonomy places the organism in Eukaryota, Viridiplantae, Streptophyta, Magnoliopsida, Ericales, Theaceae. The record is from RefSeq and is a predicted model, not a curated record.
ACUAUACAGUGCAAACUGGUUUCAAGAUAGUAAGAGACAAAAAUGAGAAGUCUAGAGUAACAGCCCAUUGUGCUGCUGAGGGCUGCCCUUGGAGAAUUCAUGCAUCUCCACUUCCAGAUGGAAUCACCUACAAGAUUAAAACCUUAGUACCUACUCAAACAUGUAGCAGGAUGAACACAAGCACUGAACCUACUUCAACUUGGAUUGCUAAAAAAAUGGUUGAAAGUUUUAAGGACAAUCCACACAUGGGCUUAGAUACCAUGCAAGUGAAACUAAAUAAAAUGUUUGGGAUUGAGGCUUCAAGAAUGCAACUGUAUAGAGCCAGAAGGAGGUGCAAGGAGGAGCUGGAGGGUGAUCAUGUGAGCCAAUAUGUGUUGUUGCCAACAUAUGUUGAGGAAAUCAACAAAACAAACCCUGGCAGCUUGGUGGUCAUAAAUUAUGACAUACCCUCUACCCCAGUCUCAGAAGAUGGAGAAGAACCAGACCCUACCAUUCCUCAAUAUUCAUUGUUCCAAAGAAUUUUCAUAUCAUUUGAUGCAAUGAAAGCAGGGUUCAUUAAUGGAUGUAGGCCAUUCAUAGGGGUAGAUGGUUGUCACUUGAAGGGUCCCUAUGGUGGUGUUUUAAUUUUAGCAGUUGCCUUAGAUGGAAAUAAUGGCUUGUUUCCAUUAGCAUUGGCAGUAGUAAAGGGUGAAUGCAAGGACAGUUGGUCUUUUUUCUUGCACAACUUGAGAACAAUCAUGGAAGAUGCACUCCCUUCAAGACCAUGGACCAUCAUGUCUGAUCAACAAAGGGGCCUUGAUAAGAUUGUGAGUGACAUUAUACCAGAGGCAACUCAUAGAAGAUGUUGCAUGCACCUAUAUAACAAUUUCAUAGCCAAAUUUCCUGGUUUAAUUGUGAGGAAGCAAUUUUGGAGAGCAGCAAGGGCUUACAAUUAGAUGGAGUAUGAUCAGGCUAUGCAAGCCAUUAAGCACCUGAACAAUGAUGCUUUCAUUUGGUUGCAGAAGGUUCCAGUUGAAGGAAGGUCUAGGCUUGCAUUUGAUGGUAGGAUUAGAAGUGAUCACAUCACAAAUAACAUCACAAAUUUGAGAAGUCAGCCAAUUUUAACUAUGCUAGAAGGCAUAAGGUGCAAGUUGAUGGGUAAGUUUCAGAUGAGGUACCAAAAGGCAAUGCAAUGGAAAUCUAAUGUGACAUUGAAUGUGAAGAAACAGCUUGAGGUCACAUUGAGAUGGUCAAAGACUUGCACAGUGGAGUAUGCAGAAGGCAAUGAGUAUGAGGUGAAGGAUAAUGAGGGGGUUAAUCACAUUGUCCAUAUUGGGGCUAUGACUUGUGUAUGUAGACAAUGGGAAAUAUCUGGUCUUCCAUGCAAGCAUGAUGUGGCUGCAAUUUCUCACAGUAGGUUAAACAUAGAAGAUUUUGUCCACCUUUACUAUUCUAAGGCAACGUACUUGAGAGCCAAUGGUGGAAUGAUACAUCCCAUCUUAGACCAUAGCCUGUGGACACUUAUACCUGGGGACCCCUUACAACUCCCACCACUGAAAAGAUUGUUAGAAAGGCCAAGGACUUCAAGAAAGAGGGCUGCUCAUGAGCCACCAGCUGGAACAAGUCAGAGCAAAAGGUCUAGUACCUUGAGAUGCAAAUGGUGCAUGCAAUUUGGACACAACAAGAGAACUUGCCAAAGAGGUCCAGCCAGGGGUGAAGCAUCUGCUGCUGGUAGGAGCAGUGGCACAUCCAGUGGUAGAGGCAGUGCCAAAACUACUGGUAGGGGCAAUGGCAGAUCUGUGAGUAGGGGCAGAGGUAGAGGCAAUUCAAGUGGGAGAGGUAGUUCAGCUAAAAAGGGCAAUGCAAGUGGUAGAGGCAAUGUAAGUGGUAGAGGCAAUUCAAGUGGGAGGGACAGUUCAGCUGGGAGGGGAAAUACAACUACAAGAGGAAGUUCAGCUGGGAAGGGAAGUUCAAGUGGGAGAGGUAAGGGGAAAGCCAACCAAGCACAAGAUAUUCCAAGAGGGACCCCCGCAAUGCCUACUCAGUGUGUGACACAGGUCACACAACAUCAUAUAACUUAGCUAAACUGAUGAUAUUUUGGGUACAAGGAUUAACAUAGGUUGAAGGUAUAAAAUAUAUGUUGCUUGAUUGUAUAGUUAGUGAGGAUCAUUGUAGGAACCCACAUUUUAUGUCUUCGUCAUGUUCAUGAGCAUCUGUAUGAUUAGGACUUGUUAAGCUUGCAUGUGUAUGUUUGUGACUUGUUC